AACCUGACAACAACUGUUGUUGUUUGGAGAUCCACCCCCUUUUUUGAAAGUCAGACAAGUUUUACGUCCAAAUCUGAUUUUUAAUAUUCUUUCCCUCUGAAAGUUUCAUCCAGCUGAAAGAAAAAACAGAACUGAAGCGAUGGACGACAAAGCGACUGUCAUCGACACAGUCCUCUUCCAAGGGGAUUCGCAAAAGGAAUACAUAACACCCCACAAAAUCACGAUUUUUACUCUGAUAAAAACCUAUGGAGAAAUGAAAUUAAGAGUCUUCAAGGCAAGAGACGAUAAUCUUUUAAUGCAAGAAGGCGAAUCAACUGUAGAGGAGAGAACGAGAAUUGUAACAAAUCCGAAACACAGGAGAACAUUUUUUAUGCUCAUUCUUAAACUACUGCAGGACCCAGACCCUACUCUGGCCGAACUGAAUCUGGUUUUGUUGAACAAGCAACACAACCUGUUCCAAGACUUUCUGCCGGAAUUUCAGCUGAACAUGUUGAAAAUAUUGAGCUCCGGCAUUGAAGGCCUGAUGAACUUGGUGAAGAAGGUUUCCCAGCUACUGGUGGAGCCAAAUGCCCAGAAUCCGAUCAUCACGAGGAGGAGUGUGCUCGGUCACUUCAUCCGCCGGACGUCGGUCAUCUUCGAGCAGAGCUCAUGCACCGGCGUCGUCGCCAUCAUGAAGGUUUUCAGCGCCUAUUGUGCGGCCUGUCCUGAAUUCAUGAAACCAAUUCAGCCAAACUCCAAAGCUGUUCCUGUGCUGAGCGAGGAUGAAAAUGAGGAGAACCGACUAGAAUUGAAUUCCUUCAAAAAUGUGCAUGAGAAAUCUAUCCUGUGGACCAGACGACAGGCAGACCUAUUUCUGGCUCAACAGUCAGUGCUUUUGCAGAAGAACGACAGUUCCAUCAGCACGAAAAAGCUGCACAACAACAUUCAGCAGCUCCUCCAAGCAAAUCCUGACUGUGCCGAAGCUUACUUCCUGGCCUUCCUAAAUUUCCUGCGCGUUCGAGACUUUCCCGCAGCCCUUCACAGCCUGCACAACUGCUUCGACAGGGGUGGUGGUCUAUACUUUGAUCCGAACAGCAAGCAGCUCUGCGGCAACAGCAACGACGAGAAGGCCAGAAGCUUCCGCUACGGCGCCCUCAACCUGGCCAUGCUCUAUGCCACCUUUGGACACAAAAAAGAGGCACUUUUUGCUUUGAAGGAAUGCGUGAUGCUGGCCAGAAGUGCGCAUUGCAAUUUCUGCCUGCAGCAUGCCCUCAGUUGGUUUUGCAAAUUGAUCGAGCAGCCAGGAAAGGAAAAGUUGAUGGAGUGUUCGAUUUCGAGGAGCAGCGAGUUCAAUCUGGGAUAUUUAACCUCUCUUGCAAUCCAGUCGCUUUCCCAGCACGUCUCCGACCAACCCUUGGCUCCAGACCGUAUCUUUGAGCUGUUGUCCCAGAGCGAAGUCCUCAACUGCCAGCACUCGCUUCAAGAUCUAACAAGCAACGUGUUUGCGCAAAAAGCGAGCUUGUGGACGAUCUACGGCAGACCAGCGAUGGCCAGUUUGUAUGCUCAGCUGCUGCUCCACUCUGAGGCGCAGGACCACAAUCCUGAAGCGACCUGUGCUGCUGUUUGUCACCUCGCCAUGCAGUUCAUGGCAUUUGGUGAUCAAGUGUCUAGUGCAGCCUUGCUUUCAUUCGCCAGAGAGCGGUUCACACAGCUGGACAUUGAACGAAUUUGGAUGCGCUGCGAGCAGAUUUUGGGCUUCAUCCAUUUCCUGAACCAAGGUUCUUGGCAGCUUGCGAGAGUGGCCGCCGAGCAGCUCAGCUCCACAGACAAGGCGGAAAGCACUUUGAGGAUGGCAGAGCUAGAGUUUGCGCAAGGAGAUCGCGAAAAGUCGCUAUCACGGUUGGAGACCGGCCUGGUCUCCAAGGAGCUGGCUCCUUUGAUUCAAAUCUGCAAAAUGGUGACCAUCUCGAGGCUGCUUGAGGAGUGUCCCUUUUCUUACACCAACCAUUUGGUGAAGGCGCUAGGCAUGGCGUCAAGCCAUCACCUGGCGCCGCUGCGCUACAAAAUCAUCCUACAAAUUGCUGAACACCAGCUGCGGAUGGGUCUUGUAAGCCAAGCUCUGCUGCUGGUCGAGUCUGUGAUAACCUUGGUUUUAACUCAUUGCUCUCUGCUGGACCAAGCGACGUUCCUGUUCUUUAAAGCAAAGUGCAAAAUUUACCAGUGCCAGCAAGACCAGCCAGAAAACGAAGACCUCUCAAGCAUAUUAAAUUUGCUCAGCAAAGCAAGGCAGAAUUUUGAGAAAGUGCAGGCUGUUGAUAAAGUGAAGGAAGUUCUUCUUUGCAUGCUGCUUGUGUACCACGUGCACAAACUGGAAGCGGACAAGUUCCGAACGGCUUUAGAGCUGAGAGAAUUUGAGGAUCAACUGGCGUCGAGAAAGACGUCCCACGUGUGAUGUGUGAGCAACGAAACGAACUGGAGUUGUGUUUGAGAUUUAUUUUAACAUAAUUGUACAACACAGUUGUGGCAGGUUUGCUGCGAAAUAUGUUAGGGCUCUUGUUAGUUCGAAAGUUUCGUCUUUUCAAUUAAAAAAUAUAAUAAAAAUCACGCCUGCCUGAA
Molecule: messenger RNA, 2595 nt
Organism: Cloeon dipterum
Lineage: Eukaryota; Metazoa; Arthropoda; Insecta; Ephemeroptera; Baetidae
Gene: ida
Product: anaphase promoting complex subunit 5 ida
Exons: 14
Coding region: 140-2431 (763 amino acids)
Biological process (GO): anaphase-promoting complex-dependent catabolic process; positive regulation of mitotic metaphase/anaphase transition; protein K11-linked ubiquitination
Cellular component (GO): anaphase-promoting complex
Source: RefSeq, a predicted model, not a curated record